This is a messenger RNA of Haliotis rubra (blacklip abalone), 1342 nucleotides long. Its product is annotated as methyl-CpG-binding domain protein 2-like. Bases 46 to 807 code for a protein of 253 amino acids. Gene Ontology annotation, molecular function: DNA binding. The transcript has 6 exons. Lineage: Eukaryota; Metazoa; Mollusca; Gastropoda; Lepetellida; Haliotidae. The record is from RefSeq and is a predicted model, not a curated record.
UCAAGCAGGUGUUCGAUGGUUACUUCCGGUUUACUGUGACGAACAAUGGAACCGAAGAGAAGAGUUCCUGAAACUGGUGGUCUUCCAUCAGGUUGGAAAAGAGAGGAAGUUGUCCGUAAAUCUGGGCUUUCGGCUGGCAAAACAGACGUGUAUUACUACAGCCCUGAUGGCAAAAAGAUUAGAAGCAAACCUCAGUUGGCACGUAUAAUUGGUGAUGCGCUUGACUUGAGUGCAUUUGAUUUCCGCACAGGGCGGAUUAUCUAUAGUGCCGUUCGCAAAAGUAAGCGUAUGAAGGGAUCAUCAUAUGACUUUGCCAGAGGACUUCGUCAUGAUGCUAGCUUGGUGCUGCCAAUCCGACAGACAGCUUCAAUUUUCAAGCAACCUGUGACAGUGAUCAGGAACCGACCAGAGAGCCAGACCAAAACAGAGUUAAAGCAUGGGCCACAGGACCCACCCAAGCAGCUGUUCUGGGAAAAACGCCUCCAGAGCCAGCCUUCCUGUGAUCUUGUGGAACAGAAUGAAAACCUCAGCAUGGACCUGCCCAAGAACAUGCAAGGCUGUGGGCCGGAGAUGACGACAGAGAAUGUGUUCCAGAGUAUCUCUGCAGCUCUCCACCUGAGCAGUGUCCCUAUCACAGGACAGAAUGCCAGCAAGUCAGCCAUGCAGAAGAACCCUGGUGUGAACAUCGACACCUCACAGCCACACAUCCAGCAAAUGGUGAUCCAUGAGGAGGAUAUACGUCGCCAAGAGGCUCGUGUCAAUGAUGCUCGCAGGAAGCUACAGGACGUCAUGAUGCUAGACAGGUAAUCUGUGGAUUAACCAUGGACUGAAUCAUUAUUUCACUCAACACUGAUUUCACCAUGCUCAGGACCAUUGCAUAUAUGGAGUGAAUGACAGACAGAUGUUAUCUUCAUGUCGGUAAUCUUUCCAGUGAUCUAUCUCUGCAGCACAAGCAUGUCUUUGUCGUGAGUUGAGAUGCUGAAGUCCUUCAUCUGGUAUACAGUACCUCAGCUGCUUUCAGCAUGUUCAGCCAUGGCAAAUACCAUAGAAAGUUCCAGCUGAGAGGGUGAUAACAAUGAAAAAAGAAAUAUUCAACUAGCCCAGAGGAUACAUUGAACAUCAUGCACACUUUGGCUAUUGAGCAAGUGCUAAUUACUCUGUGUGACUUUCAAAUGGUUUGAAUAAUUGUUUUUGCAAGGAAUAUGACCUUCAUUUUCUCCGGUCCUUCAUCAUUUCCUUGUUACCUGAAUCAAUACAUGUCUGGGCAUUGAGCUUCCAGUUGGUCUGCAAUGUUGUAUAAGAGCAUCAGAAAAGGGUACCUGUUAAAAUUUCAUCAACAUGA